Molecule: messenger RNA, 3888 nt
Organism: Phlebotomus argentipes
Lineage: Eukaryota; Metazoa; Arthropoda; Insecta; Diptera; Psychodidae
Exons: 12
Coding region: 1-3882 (1293 amino acids)
Source: RefSeq, a predicted model, not a curated record
AUGCGCACAUUUAUCUCAAUACGGAAGUAUUUUUUGCACUUUGAAGAAUCUCAUUUGAAGUGUUUUGUUGUGAUUUGUGCAAAUAAAGGACUCUUCAGAAUAAUAAUGACAAGUAUUAUUGAAACAAGUCUCGACAACGCAAUUGUAUUGAACCUUCCGGAUUUUCUUAAUAAACCAUGGUUUGAAGAUAUUCUACGUGAAGCAGAGAACGACCGCACACUCUCGAUAACAACAUUUGAAUUAUUUCCGGGAACCAAACCAGGGGAAAACUUUUCAAGCUCAAUGUUUAAAGCUGUUGUUUCUUAUACCUCGAGAGGCGAAACAGUAGAUUCGAGAUCCUUCAUAGUUAAAACAAUGCCAAUUGAAGAGGGCUUCCAAAAGGAUAUACUUGAAGAAAUGCCAGUUUUUGACAGAGAAAUUGCUUUCUACACAGAAAUUCUCCCCGAGAUGAUGAAGAUGAUGAAGUCAAUAGGAGAUGAAGAAGAAUUAGCUCCAAAAUUGAUUUAUCACAGCACGAAUCCGGCAAUUAUCAUUCUGGAUGACCUCACGAAGUACGGUUAUGAAAUUCACGACGGAUUCUUCGAUUUUGACAACACGGUAAAAGUAGUGAAAAAAUUGGCGAAAUUUCAUGCUCUUUCAUAUUUCAUCAAUGAUAAGUGCAAUCAUGAUAUGAAUUUUGCAAAGUACAAAACUGUAAUGACGGAUUCAUUGAUGAAAAAGAUGAAAAUUUUCUACGAUGGAUUCGAUCACCUUAAAGAUGAGGUGAAAAAUUGGAUUGGAUUUGAAGCGGUUGCUGAAAAACUAUCAACACAAGGCGCAACAUUUACCAAAGGAUUGAUGGAAGCAUUUAAGCCGCACCCCGAAGAUCGUUUCAAUGUGCUUUGUCAUGGUGAUUUUCACGUGAGAAACAUGAUGUUUAUCAAGAAUGCGGGUGAUAUUGAUAAGACCAUAUUCUUGGAUUUUCAACUAUGCUUUUGGGGAAGUCCGGCUGUUGAUUUAUUGUUCAAUCUUUACGCCCUUGGCAAUGCAGAGUGUCGUCAACGUCGAGGAGAAAUUGUACUGAUUUACCAUCAAUUUCUCACUGAAUAUCUGAAUCGACUGGGAAGUUUGCAAAAACCGCCAACUUUACUGGAACUCAAUAUAGAGCUAUUGAGAGUUGGAGUCGUGGAACUAUUGUGGUGUGUGUGUUUUCUGCCAUUUUUCUACUUGGACUUCUCAGAAAUAGAUGAAAAAGUCGUCAUAGAUCCUUCUCCAGAGGACAUGUGCAAGUUGAGGAAGAUGAUGUAUACCAAUGUGGAAAUGGUUACAAUAUUAAAGGAAGUUCUCCCAGAACAGAUGUACAAAGGAAUAUUGGCAUGCUUGAAAAUGGUUGAAAACGGUGAAACAAUCCAAUACAAUAAGGAUGAACUUAAUCCUCCCGAUUUUCUCAACAAAGAAUUAUUCGAAAAAGUCCUAAGGAAGGAGGAAAAUGAUAAAGCGCUUAAGAUUACAAGCCUGAAAUUGAUCCCAGGAACAAGGCCUGGCGAUCAUUUCGCCAGCGUCAUGUUCAAAGCCAUUGUAAGUUACACUUCGAGAGGAAAGCAAGUCAACUCGAGAUCUCUCGUAGUGAAAACGAUGCCAAUUGAGGAGGGAGCAAAGAAAGACCUACUUGAGGAUGCGCCCAUCUUCGAUAGAGAGAUUGAGAUGUACACUGAAGUCCUUCCCGAAAUGAAGAGGAUCAUGGAAUCGAUUGGAGACAAUGAAAUUAUUGCUCCCAGAUUGAUUCAUCACAGCAAAGAUCCGACGAUUAUUAUUUUCGAGGACAUCUCACCGCAAGGAUACAAAAUGCACGAUGGACUCUUUGGCUUCGACAAUACUGUGAAGGUGUUGAAGAAGUUGGCUAAAUAUCACGCUCUUUCCUAUUACAUGAAUGACAAUAAAUACAACACGACUGUAGAUUUUGCAAAGUAUGCAACCAUGAUGACAGAUGAAAUGAUUGAAAAAUUCAAACCUUUCAUUGAAGGAUUCGAUUAUCUGAAAACUGAAGUGGACAAUUGGCCAGGAUAUGAAACGGUUGCCGAAAAAUUGGCCACUCAAAAUGCAACAUUUUCUGGGAAGCUUAAAGACAUCUAUGCAGCGAAUCCUGAACCGGGAUUUAAUGUGCUUUGUCACGGUGAUUUCCACAUCAAGAACAUGAUGUUUAUCAAGAAUGGCGAAGACAUUGAUAAGACCAUGUUCCUGGACUUCCAAAUUAGUUUCUGGGGAUCACCUGCGAUUGAUCUUAUUUACAUUCUUUACGCCAUUGGAGACGCCGAUUGCAGGAAACGUCGCGGAGAAUUACUUUCAAUCUACCACGAAGCCUUCUGUGAGUACUUAAACCGACUGGGAUGCUUCAGGAAAUCUCCGACGUUACUGGAACUCAAUAUUGAAAUAUUGAAGAAGGGAGCAAUGGAAAUACUAAUGGGAGUGUGCUUCAUGCCAUUCUUCCAUAUGGAUUACACCAAAGUUGACCCCGAAGCAAUGGUGGAUUCCAAUCCUGAAGUCAUGGCUAAUAUGAAGAAAAUUAUUUAUGCCAAUGAAGGAGUUGUUAAAGUUCUGCGAGAAGUUCUUCCAGAAUUUUUAUACAAGGGAAUUAGAAGCUUGAAAAUGGUUGAAAACGGUGAAACAAUCCAAUACAAUAAGGAUGAAGUAAAUCCUCCCGAUUUUCUCAAUAAAGAAUUAUUCGAAAAAGUCCUAAGGAAAGAGGAAAAUGAUAAAGCGCUCACGAUUACGAGCUUGAAACUGAUCCCAGGAACAAGGCCUGGCGAUCAUUUCGCCAGUGUCAUGUUCAAAGCCAUUGUAAGUUACACUUCGAGAGGAAAGCAAGUCGACUCGAGAUCUCUCGUAGUGAAAACGAUGCCAGUUGAGGAGGGACUGAAGAAGGACAUGCUUGAGAAUGCGCCCAUUUUCGAUAGAGAGAUUGAGAUGUACACUGAAGUCCUUCCCGAAAUGAAGAGGAUCAUGGAAUCGAUUGGGGAUAACGAAAUAAUUGCUCCGAAGUUGAUUCAUCACAGCAAAGAUCCGACGAUUAUUAUCUUCGAGGACAUCUCACCGCAAGGAUACAAAAUGCACGAUGGACUCUUUGGCUUCGACAAUACUGUGAAAGUGUUGAAGAAGUUGGCUAAAUAUCACGCUCUUUCCUAUUACAUGAAUGACAACAAAUACAACACAUCGGUUGACGUUACAAAGUUGAAAAAUAUGAUGUCUGAUGAAAUGAUAGCAAAAUUUAAAGGUUUAUUUGAAGGUUUCGAUUAUCUGAAAGCUGAAGUGGACAAUUGGCCAGGAUAUGAAGUCAUCGCGGAAAAAUUGGCCACUCAAAAUGCUACAUUUCCUCCGAAACUGCUAAAAAUCUAUGAAAGUAAUCCUGAGCCGGGAUUUAAUGUGCUUUGUCACGGUGAUUUCCACAUCAAGAACAUGAUGUUUAUCAAGAAUGGCGAAGACAUUGAUAAGACCAUGUUCCUGGACUUCCAAAUUAGUUUCUGGGGAUCACCUGCGAUUGAUCUUAUUUACAUUCUCUACGCCAUUGGAGACGCCGAUUGUCGGAAACGUCGCGGAGAAAUACUUUCAAUUUACCACGAAUGUUUCUGUGAUUAUCUGAACCGAUUGGGAUGUUUCAAGAAAGCGCCAACACUGUUGGAUCUCAACAUUGAAAUGUUGAAGAAGGGAACAAUGGAAAUUAUGCUCGGAGUGUGUUUUCUUCCAUUCUUCGCUUUAGAUUUCAGUAAGGUGGACUUGAAUGAUGUCGUGGAUCCCACUCCUGAAGUCAUGGCUAAUAUGAGAAAGAUGUUAUAUGCCAACGCAGAUGUGGUUAAAGUAUUGCGAGAAAUUCUUCCUGAUUUGUUGUACAAGGGAAUUCUAUGCUAAUAAAAU